AUGGCUCUGAUGCGAACAAGGAGCCAAUUAAACGUAUCUUCACUGACCCCACCACCACCACCUCCGUCUCCGAUCCCUCGAGCCAGAGGAUCUCGUUCCGCAGCGAGCGAGAUUCUCACGGAGAUCAUUGAAAGAUCGGUUCAGGUUCCAGAACUCACCCUCCCGGAAUCACAUUCCGGCGGUGAGUCGUGCGGUUCGCGCCAUUUGAUCCCGGCGGAGAUUGAUUUUCGGUUAUUAACGUCGAGGAGAGAAGGGUCGGUGGAUCGGUUGGUGCGAUCGGCGAGGGAGUUCGGGGCGUUUCGCGUGAGCUACCAUGGGAUAUCGAGCGAGGAGUUGAGGUCGCUUGUGAGGGAAUCGGGUCGGGUGUUCGGAGUUUUGGAAGGAAGAGACACAGGGUUUCACCGGAGUGUUGUGGGAAACAGAGACGAGAUCGUUUGGGUUCGGUCGUGGAAAGAGAGGAUGGAAUGGGCGCGCGAGUAUAUCGGACCGGAAAGGUAUCGCUGUUUCAGCCAAGAAAUGGAGAAUGUAGCGGAUAAACUCGAGGAAAUAGCGAGGAAACUAGGGCAAAUAAUGGUAGAAAACUCAAGGAGACAGACUGAUAAAAGGAUACAAAGAGGAGAAUCUGUGCUUAGAGUUUACAGGUACAAUCAUGAAAACGUAACAGAGCAAAGCCCUCCUUUGCCAAAAGAAAAGACCGAAGAAAUGCUUCAUUAUACACUCAGCCUUCACCUUCCGGCUAAGAACUGCGAAUUCCGUGUCAACUCAGGGAAAGGACCACUUUCUUUCCACGCCGAUCCCGACACCAUCCUUGUCACUUUUGGUCGCCAGCUUGAGGAAUGGAGUUUAGGAGAAUUCAAAUGUCGUCAAGGCGAAAUCAUUUAUCAUCCAGAUGCGUAUGGCUCGCCUACUUCCUUUUCCGUAGAGCUCAAGUGCAUGUCUCUAUUCUUGUCGCAUGCUUCUAUUGCAACAACUUCAAAAACGUUCUCUAUAACCCAUCAGAUUUUCACAGCGUUACUCUUACUUUUUUUCUUCCAAUCUUUUUGGAUUUAUGGAUCCUAUACGGCCACUUAG
This is a messenger RNA of Arabis nemorensis, 1071 nucleotides long. NCBI's taxonomy places the organism in Eukaryota, Viridiplantae, Streptophyta, Magnoliopsida, Brassicales, Brassicaceae. The record is from the annotation of a GenBank genome assembly.